Messenger RNA from Gamsiella multidivaricata, 186 nucleotides. RefSeq lists its product as uncharacterized. The transcript has a single exon. Gene Ontology annotation, biological process: regulation of transcription by RNA polymerase II. The record is from RefSeq and is a predicted model, not a curated record. The annotation marks the transcript as partial. NCBI's taxonomy places the organism in Eukaryota, Fungi, Mortierellomycota, Mortierellomycetes, Mortierellales, Mortierellaceae. Gene Ontology annotation, molecular function: DNA-binding transcription factor activity, RNA polymerase II-specific; RNA polymerase II cis-regulatory region sequence-specific DNA binding.
CCCAAGCCCAAAAAGUCCCAUCACUGUCCCUGGCCCAAUUGCCACAAAACCUUCACGCGUUCGGCCCACCUGGCUCGUCAUGUUCGUUCUCAUGGUGGCGAACGGCCUUACGCAUGUCCACAGGAGGGAUGUGGCAAGCAUUUUUCACGCUCUGAUGUCCUCAAGGAACACAUUAGGAUUCACGAC